Messenger RNA from Aspergillus saccharolyticus JOP 1030-1, 3638 nucleotides. RefSeq names its product putative NF-X1 finger transcription factor. Gene Ontology annotation, biological process: negative regulation of transcription by RNA polymerase II. Lineage: Eukaryota; Fungi; Ascomycota; Eurotiomycetes; Eurotiales; Aspergillaceae. The coding region runs from base 1 to 3369 and encodes 1122 amino acids. Gene Ontology annotation, cellular component: nucleus. The record is from RefSeq and is a predicted model, not a curated record. The transcript is spliced from 2 exons. Gene Ontology annotation, molecular function: RNA polymerase II transcription regulatory region sequence-specific DNA binding; DNA-binding transcription factor activity, RNA polymerase II-specific; zinc ion binding.
AUGUCGAAUUCUCCAGCACCCGUGGCCGACAACGCUACCCCGCGCACAAGGUCGUCCAGGCGCGGAGGCAGAGGCCGUGGUGGCGGUGGCUCCCACAGACCUGCGUCGCAGCAUCAGACACAGAGACAAUCCCAAGAACAACCGCCCACACAUUCGACUACAGUUAUUUCACCGCAACAGAACGAACCAUCAGCGAUACAAACCACGCCCGAUGCAUCCCACCCACCACGAGGACCAAGGGAAAUCAGAAGGGGGGCCAGAAGCGCAGGCGCACAGUCGAAUGGAGGCCGACGGCAGGGUCGAGCACGCCGUGGUGCAGACCUUUCAACGACCACCACCGGAGGACGAAGAUUUGAGGAGCAUGCUCAGAAUGUCGGUUCUCAUAGUGCAGGUGGGGAAGACAUUGCCGGGCUGAGAGCGGAUGCGCCAGCAUUCGUCCCUGGAGGGCCUGCGGAAGAGGUACCUCGACAGACUGGACACGGUCCAUCAAGAGCAAAGGGCAAGCCGAAAGCGAGGAACCCAUUCCAGCCUCGAUCAGCGCCACCUGUUCCGCCUGCACCAAAGAUCACUACGAAGUCAUCAGCGCCGGACAUUGCAACCCGCAUUCACGAAGACAUCGCCCAUAACCUCUACGAAUGUCCGAUAUGUACAGCCGAGCUGGGUAAAAGGUCUCGCGUGUGGUCUUGCGGCUUGUGCUGGACUGUCUUCCAUCUGAGCUGUGUCAAAAAAUGGUCGAGAAACGAAGGCGCGGCAGCUCAGGAUGCGGCUCGGCGCCGGGGCGAAGAGGGGGAAAGCAGCGCUCCUCGCGCUUGGCGCUGCCCGGGCUGUAAUUUGCCUCAUGAAGUAUUCCCCUCCUCUUACACGUGUUGGUGUCAGAAGGAGGUUGAUCCCCGCCCGUUUCCUGGUCUCCCGCCCCAUUCAUGUGGACAGACUUGCGCGCGAUCGCGCAAAGGCUGUCCACAUCCUUGCGAUGCGACGUGCCAUGCUGGUCCAUGCGCCCCAUGUACGGCCAUGGGUCCUACCCAGGACUGCUUCUGUGGGAGAAACUCAUCUACAAAACGUUGCCAAGACACCGACUACGAUAAUGGGUGGAGUUGUGGUGAGAUAUGUGGUGACCUUCUGCCUUGUGGUGAGCAUAUCUGUACUCGUCCGUGCCACGAAGGGCUUUGCGGCUCCUGCGAGGUCAAGGUUGAUGCGCGCUGCUACUGCGGGAGACAACAGACUGAGAUGCUGUGCAGUUCUAAGGAAGAGGAAAUGGAAAGUGAGCUUUUACGGGACGUCGAAAACGGAGGUGAAGGGGAGCUUGAAGAAUGGGUUGGAUGCUUCACUUGUGGCGAUCUUUGUAAUCGACAAUUUGACUGCGGAAAACACUCGUGUCAAAAAACUUGCCAUCCCCAGGAUGCGCAUCCGGCUCAUUGUCCACGGUCGCCCGAUAUGGUGCUUUCCUGCCCUUGUGGGAAGACACCCCUGACCGACGUUGCGGGUUAUUCAGCACGGGUUACCUGCGAUGAUCCGAUACCGAAUUGCUCAAAGCCUUGCGCGAAACCCUUACCAUGCGGACACUCUUGCGAGCAAGUCUGCCAUACCGGUCCAUGUGGCCCUUGCUUGCAGAAAGUCACAAUUCAGUGCCGCUGUGGGCGCAAUGACUUCCAGACGACCUGUUUCUCGGGCGAUUUCGAACCACCUCAAUGUUUCCGCAUCUGUAAGGCAGGUUUGCACUGCGGUCGGCAUGCGUGCGCAGAGCGAUGUUGUCCAGGCGAACAGAAAGCAAUUGAGCGUCAGGCUUUACGUCGAAAGCUCAAAUCCCACCUUCGUCCUAGCGACGAGGAUUUCGAGGCAGAACAUAUCUGCACCCGGGUGUGUGGCCGUAUGCUGAAAUGCGGACGGCACACGUGCCCCGAGAUCUGUCACAAAGGACCCUGCAACACUUGUAGAGAGGCGAUAUUCGAGGAGAUCCCGUGUAAUUGCGGUCGAUCGAUCCUGCAUCCGCCUCUCCCUUGUGGGACACAACCCCCCGCUUGCUCAUACCCUUGUGAGCGCGCCAAAACGUGCGGCCAUCCACAGAUGCCUCAUUAUUGUCAUACGGAUGAUGAGAAUUGUCCAAAGUGCCCUUUUCUGACAGAGAAGACGUGUCUGUGCGGUAAACGCGUUUUGAAGAAUCAGCCGUGCUGGCUUACAGAUGCGCGUUGCGGACAGAUUUGUGGCAAGCUUCUCAAGUGUGGCUCUCACACUUGCAAGAAGAACUGCCAUCGAUCGGGUGAUUGUGAGGAUGCCUAUCACCCUUGCCAGCAAGCCUGUGGGAAGACUAAAUCGCUGUGUGGCCAUCCCUGUACUGAUCAAUGUCAUGCUCCUUAUCCCUGCUCGGAAAAGACCCCUUGUUCAUCCAUGGUUACGGUGACAUGUAGCUGUGGACGACUUCGACAGGAGCGACGCUGCAAUGCAGCCAAGGCUGUCGUGGUCAAAGGUAAUCUCCAGCAAGCGCAGCGACUGCCGUCAUCGUCACCUUUGGUGUGCGACGAGGAAUGCGCCCGUCUAGAACGGAAUCGUUCUUUGGCGUCUGCGCUGGGUGUCGAUAUUAACCCAACGACGACUGUUUCCCAAACACUCACCUCCACGAACCUACCUUAUUCCUCUGAAACACUCGAUAUAUACCUCCAGCUUUCAUCGUCGUAUCCCCUCUCCACCCUCCAAUCCUACGAAUCCACACUCCAUACCCUUGCCACUAGCAAUAACCCGGCGAACCGCUCCACCCGUUUCCAACCCGCCAAAGCCCCGCUUCGUGCCUUUGCCCAUUCCCUUGCUGCCGAUUGGGGCUUCGCCAGCGAGAGCUCCGAUCCGGAGCCUCAUCGCCAUGUUUUCGUUCUCAAACCCACUUCCUGGACUCCUCCACUUUUGGGCAUGGGCAAUGGUACCACCAUAGGUAUUGGCGGCAUGAGCGUUGGUGAAUGUGUGAAGUUACGUGAUCGUCAACGCCUCAAGGAGCAGGAAGAACAGCGGCUUGCUGCGGCAGAAGCGAGGGCCCAGCGCGAAGCCGCACGGGCCCAGCAGACUGCGAACGGUGAGGGUGGCUGGGCACAAGUUGCAGCUUCGAAGAGAAAUAACGGUCCCGGUAGCUCGCGGAGCAGUACGCCUGCUAUCCAAGCUACUGGUAGUAGUCCUUGGUCUACGACGAUGUACGCUGCUCUUGCGGAAGAUGACAGCAGUGCUUCUUGGGAUGCCCCCGUUCCGCCUCAACCCCAACUCAAGAAGGAGAAACUGGUGUUGCGAUCCGGCGUCAAGCAAUUGAGGACUUUGAGCUCGAGUAGAGAUCCGAGCUCUGGCGAUUUACCGCAAGAUCCUAGAUCGGACGGAGAAAAAGAGGCUGCAUGACCUACUCGGCAAAGCUUCGGUCUCGAAGACAGAGCCCACAGUGUUGUCUAUGCUUUCAUCGAUCCUAGACCUUAUUUCAUGGCUGGUCACGAUAUCAUUCUUAAAUGUUUCUUCAACAUCAUGUCUGACUGUAAUGCUUGUUGCUGCUGUCACUCAUCUGCUAUGGUUAGCGUGCAUAGCUGCGCUGGUCGUGUAUUCUUACUAGAGAACAAAAUCGAUAGAUUUGGAGUUGGCAUUUCUGCGUUACUAUGUGUUUGUUGUGGUUGUUU